Molecule: messenger RNA, 459 nt
Organism: Rangifer tarandus platyrhynchus (Svalbard reindeer)
Lineage: Eukaryota; Metazoa; Chordata; Mammalia; Artiodactyla; Cervidae
Source: the annotation of a GenBank genome assembly
AUGGAAGAUGAGGAGGUCGCUGAAAGCUGGGAGGAGGCGGCAGACAGCGGGGAAAUAGACAGACGGUUGGAAAAAAAACUGAAGAUCACACAAAAGGAGAGCAGGAAAUCCAAAUCUCCUCCCAAAGUGCCCAUUGUGAUUCAGGACGAUAGCCUUCCCACGGGCCCCCCUCCACAGAUCCGCAUCCUCAAGAGGCCCACCAGCAACGGUGUGGUCAGCGGCCCCAACUCCGCCAGCAGGCCGGCCCUCCCGGUCAAGUCCCUGGCGCAGCGGGAGGCAGAGUACGCGGAGGCCCGGAAGCGGAUCCUCGGCAGCGCCAGCCCAGAGGAGGAGCAGGAGAAGCCCAUCCUCGACCGGCCGACCCGGAUCUCCCAGCCGGAAGACAGCCGGCAGCCCAACAAUGUGAUCAGACAGCCUCUGGGUCCCGAUGGGUCCCAAGGCUUCAAACAGCGCAGAUAA